AUGGUUGGUGGUGUCGCUAAUGUGGGAGCUACUAAACAAGAUUUCAAGAAUUACAAGAGAGAGAUGUUGGAAUUCAUGAGGGAGGGAGAUGCACAAAUGGUAAUAUCAAAGUACCUUGCAAAGAAAGCAGAUGAUAAAAAUAUGUUCUUCGAAUACGAAAUGAAUGAGCAAGACAACUUGGCCCGACUGUUUUGGGCGGAUGGUGUGGCACGGAAAAAUUACGGAGCAUUCGGUGAUGUCGUGUCAUUUGAUGCUACGUAUCAAACAAACAGGUACAAGCUCGUUUUUGUUCCAUUCACAGGCGUAGACAAUCAUAAGAGAUGUGUAACAUUUGGCGUAGGAAUGAUCGAUAGGGAAGACGUGGAGUCAUACCGUUGGAUCCUACAGAAGUUCAAGGAUGCAAUGGGAAGUAUACCCCCGUUGACCGUAACUGAUCAGGAUCCGGCGAUGAAGGUGGCAAUUGCAACGGAGUUCCCCAGAACACAGCAUCGUUAUUGCAUGUGGCAUAUCAUGACAAAGGUGGGUGAUAAAGUUGGUACUGAGAUGGCACAAAAUGGUGAAUUCCGGCGUGCACUAAAUGCUGUUGUAUGGAAUGAAAAAUCAACAAUCGACGAAUUUGAGAGUACAUGGGAUGCAGUUAUUGGUAAAUACGGGCUAAGCGACAACAGGUGGCUGAAGCGUAUGUAUGAAGACCGUGCGUCAUGGGUGCCUGCAUUCUUCGAUAAUGUGUUCAUGGCAGGCCUUUUGAGGACGACUUCACGUUCUGAAUCGGAGAAUAGAGUAUUCCAAAGAAAUAGUAAUAAGCACCUAUGUCUGGUUGAUUUUUGGAACAGAUUCGAGACUGCAGUAAAGACACAGCGUAACACACACCUUGAACUAAGCGCAGCGUGCGAGGGACAAACCCCACCUUUGAAGACCUCAUUGCGUAUAGAGCGAGAAGCAGCAUCGGGGUACACAUUGAAGGUUUUUUACGAAGUGCAGGAAGAAAUCUAUGCCGGUUGUUAUACAUGUCGAGUGCGAUCAAUAACAGAAGAUGAGACAUCAAAGACAUAUGUUGUUGUGGACGGGAACAAAGAGACAUACACGGUCAUACUUGAAUAUGGAAGCAACACCACGACAUGCACCUGCCGAUUAUACACAAGGAUUGGACUGUUAUGCCGACAUGUUUUUGUUGUUUUGAAGAAUGAACAGAUAAUUCAAAUACCUCCACAACACAUUACUCCCAGAUGGACCCGCGAAGCAGGAAUAUACACAAAUCCCGAUACAACCAACGAGAGAGAGGAAGGCGAAGAGAGUACACCACAAAACAACAAAGAUGAAAGUAACCUAAUUAAUGCAUUCUACAAAUAUUUAGCCAUGGCACGAGGGAGGGCCGACAAACUUCGACAACUGACUGAUGUGAUAGAAGAUUUUCAAGGGCAAAUGCGCGAGGAUGGACAGGAAGGGAGUACAGUAAACGGGAAACAGGCGGUUAUGGAAACAUAUUGUGGUGUGCCAGCCCCAAACACAAUCGUAGUGCACCUCCCAACGGUGGCAAAUACGAAAGGGUCUGGGAAGCGAAUGAAAUCAGUGAAGGAGCUGGCAAUGGCGGAGCAAGUAAAGAAAAAACGAACGUGCAAAACUUGUGGUUUGGAGACCGGGCAUAAUAGUAGGAGCUGCUCACAAAAGCAGUGA
This is a messenger RNA of Ipomoea nil (Japanese morning glory), 1674 nucleotides long. RefSeq names its product protein FAR1-RELATED SEQUENCE 5-like. NCBI's taxonomy places the organism in Eukaryota, Viridiplantae, Streptophyta, Magnoliopsida, Solanales, Convolvulaceae. Gene Ontology annotation, molecular function: zinc ion binding. The record is from RefSeq and is a predicted model, not a curated record. Bases 1 to 1674 code for a protein of 557 amino acids. The transcript is spliced from 2 exons. Gene Ontology annotation, biological process: regulation of DNA-templated transcription.